Molecule: messenger RNA, 1275 nt
Organism: Carcharodon carcharias (great white shark)
Lineage: Eukaryota; Metazoa; Chordata; Chondrichthyes; Lamniformes; Lamnidae
Product: BTB/POZ domain-containing protein KCTD8-like
Exons: 4
Coding region: 1-1275 (424 amino acids)
Biological process (GO): regulation of G protein-coupled receptor signaling pathway; protein homooligomerization
Molecular function (GO): protein binding
Source: RefSeq, a predicted model, not a curated record
AUGGCUGUCCGCGACAGCGUCUUGCCCAUCAGUGAGAUGUCCAGCUCGUUCCCCGAGGUGGUGGAGCUGAACGUUGGCGGGCAGGUGUAUGUGACCAAGCACGACACCUUGCUCAGUGUCUCUGACUCCCUCCUGGCGAACCUGUUCUCCAAGAACAACGACAAGGUGCUUCCCAGGGACAACAGGGGCCGUUAUUUCCUGGACCGGGACGGCUUCCUCUUCAGGUACAUCUUGGAUUAUCUCCGAGACAAGCAGCUGGUCCUACCCGACCACUUCCCGGAGAAGGAGAGGCUGCUCAGGGAGGCUGAGCAUUUCCAACUGAGCGAGCUGGUCAGAUUCCUGACGCCCAAGGUCAUCAAGCAGAGCUCGGUGACAGACGAGACCUGCCAGAGUGACAUUGAAGAGAAUUCCCAGAGCAGUGAUCUGCUGGCCAAGACUGUCCCUUACUCGGCGGCAGCAGACAGGAGGUCAGGUUUUAUCACCAUCGGCUACCGCGGCUCCUACACCUUGGUCAGGGAUAACCAGGCGGACGCCAAAUUUCGCCGGGUGGCCAGGAUCAUGGUGUGUGGCAGGAUCGCCCUGACCAAGGAGGUUUUCGGGGACACCCUGAACGAGAGCCGAGACCCUGAUCGGCCCCCGGAGAAGUACACGUCCCGCUUUUACCUGAAGUUCACUUACCUAGAGCAAGCGUUUGACAGACUGUCAGAGGCCGGCUUUCACAUGGUGGCUUGUAACUCCACCGGGACCGCAACCUUCAUCAACCAGUAUAGGGACGACAGGAUGUGGAGCAGCUACACCGAGUACAUCUUCUUCCGUGAGCCACAAAAAGGUAUAACAUUGAAGAGAGAUAAAAUAAAGAUCAAAAAAGAAAAGACAGAGAAAAAAGGAAUGGAAAGCGGGACAUCUUGUAACGAGCUCUCCACCUCCAGUUGUGAAAGCCAGUCAGAAGCCAGCACUCCGCAGGAGAAUGUCCCUUGUGCAGCGCAGCCCGCACCACUUCAGCCUAACACCCUGACACUUGAUCGGCCUUCCAAGAAAGCCCCCAUUCAGUGGAUGCAGCAGCCCGACAAACGCAGAAACAGUGAACUCUUUCAAACGCUGAUGAACAAUUCACGUGAUUCAAGCCUCUGCAAAAAGAAAAUUAGCGAAAAGCUGAGCGUCGAGGAUGAAAUGAAAAAAUGCAUCCAAGAUUUUAGGAAGAUCAAGAUACCUGUUCAGUUUCCAGAGCGUAAGCGCCCCUGGCAGUCCGAACUAUUACAGAAAUAUGGACUUUAA